CAGGAUGUCUGAGAAUGAUGCAUUCGAGUUCUUUUUCAAUGGUAGUCGGGGAAUUGGGAUGCCGUAAGCUGACUUUGGUAUCUUUUUUGCAGGACCAUGACUGCAUGAUUUGAUUGAACAGCUGACUAUGAACGAUUGGCAGAGUCCACCCCCAGCACCUUGGUCUGCAAUUGAUGCUAUGCCUACUGUUACAAUCACACAGAAGCAUCUUAAGACCAAUUUAGCUUGCCCAGUUUGUACAAAUGAAUUUGAGUUGGGCUCUGCAUCAAGGCAGAUGCCAUGUCAUCACAUAUACCAUUCUGCUUGCAUCAUUCGUUGGUUGGUUAGGACCAACUCGUGCCCCCUUUGCCGCCUUGGGCUGCCUCUACUAGGUCCAAGUAGUGUUCCCAGUGAUGGGAGGUCAAGCACUGGGACUGGAAGCAGCAGCGGUAGCAACAGUGAGUACCCAGGAGGAAGUAGCUCAACAAACACCUAUGGGAGAAAUCCAUUAUCGUCGCCUUUGUGGUCAUCAAACCGAACCACUUAUCAACACCCAGAAGGAAAUAUCUCAACAGGCACUUAUGAACAGAUUGGUAUGGCUCACGAUGGAUGGCCAUUUGAUUAUUAAGGUUGUGUUUUGCUGGAACUCAGCUUUCUUUUCUUUGUUGCAUGGUUUUGUAAGUAACUCAUGAUCUUAAAUAACACUUGUACAUAUGCAGGUGGAUGGAAUUGGUCUCAGAAAUUGGCUUAAAUCGGCUUAUUCAAUUUGUCUGAAUGGUUGUGGUUGCUCUUAAAGUACUUCUACUUUGGUCCUUAAAAUCCUUUGUUAGUUUUUGAUUUGUGUCAUGAAAGUUAUGCUGAGUUAUUGAUGUCCCGAAAGUUUUCAGAGUUACUUAGAAACUGUAAUCAUUGUUUCUUGUUUCUUACUACACCUUUAUAUCCUCAGCCUUGCACUGAAGCAGGAAGAGAAUGAUAGUAAAGUUGCAGAAAGGCAAAGGGGUACUAGAAAUUAGUGGUUCUUAUAAUGCCAACAACAUUGUCCAAUUGUUGAAGUUUAAACAUUUAUAUCAGUGAGGUUGUUUGGUUGCCGACUGAAUAGGUUUUCGUUGAACUGAGAUUGGAUAACCUUUGUC
Molecule: messenger RNA, 1112 nt
Organism: Ilex paraguariensis (yerba mate)
Lineage: Eukaryota; Viridiplantae; Streptophyta; Magnoliopsida; Aquifoliales; Aquifoliaceae
Source: the annotation of a GenBank genome assembly